AUGGUUGCAACAAGUGCUAGGUUAGCGAAAACCAUCUCAAGUUUACCUCCAUGUUGUUUGAGGAUCCACCCAAGUGAUACGACUAAGAUAUACAUAGGUACUUAUAAGUUGGAAGAAGAUACUGGCACCAAACAUGGAUCAUUAGACGUAUACAAGUAUGAAACGAAUUCAUUAUCAUUGAUUGUCUCCGUCGCCACAAAUUCAGCGAUACUAGAUAUAAAAUUCAAUCCUCAGGAUCCAUCACAAUUGAUAUCGGCCCACUCAGAUGGACAUUUAAUUGUAUGGAAAAUUGGUCAGGACGAUCAAGAAAUCACCAAACUACAAGAAGUUACAAUUGAUGAAGAAUGUAACUGUAUUACUUCAGUUUUUUAUAAUCCAAAUAAUCCUCAUCAAGUACUUGUCACGCUAACUAAUGGAUACCUGGCAAUAUACGACUUGAGCUCCAAUUCAACAACGUACUUGGAAACGCAGCAUACUUUGGAGUGUUGGACAGGAUCAUUUGGAGAAUUGGGUCAAUUAAAUCAUGUUGUAUAUACUGGAGGCGAUGAUUCUCAAUUAAUUGCUCAUGACCUACGAACAUCACUGCCGAUAUGGGCUCUAUCACGUGGUCAUGAUGCUGGCGUAGUUAGUAUCCUAUCCCCAUCCCUGCAAUGUAAUAACUCAAAUUCAAAUUUAUUAUGGACUGGGUCAUAUGAUGAUCAUUUACGAGUAUGGGAUUUACGAUGCAUUGAUAAAUCGAAUCCAAGUUUGAUGGAAGGACUUUUACCGAAAAAGAUACACGAAGAAAAUCUUGGUGGAGGUGUUUGGCGAUUGAUACCUAGUCCCAGAGUAAAUGAUGACCGGAUAUUAAGUUGUUGCAUGUAUGAUGGUGCAAGAAUUAUAGACACAAAUGGUUCUGAUUUCACAGUGGAAAAGUACUUUAAAAAAGAUCAUGAAAGUAUGUGCUAUGGUGGAGAUUGGUCAUCUGAUGGGGAUUAUGUAGCAACUUGUUCAUUCUAUGAUAAAGUUGUACAAAUAUGGUCACCGGAUAAAAUAGAGAAAUAA
Lodderomyces margitis is the source of this 1044-nucleotide messenger RNA. Its product is annotated as diphthamide synthase. NCBI's taxonomy places the organism in Eukaryota, Fungi, Ascomycota, Pichiomycetes, Serinales, Debaryomycetaceae. The transcript has a single exon. Gene Ontology annotation, molecular function: protein binding. The record is from RefSeq and is a predicted model, not a curated record. Bases 1 to 1044 code for a protein of 347 amino acids.